AUGUCAUCCUUGCAGCCCGAUAAUAGCGGCAACACCCCGCCCGCUGACGCUGCAGCACAGAACGUUUCCGACACGGGGUACACACCGAUGGAUACCAAUCUCCCCACACCCACUUCUAACGACACAGAGCUUAACAGAGCAACCACCGCUGACGCCGCAGCAAAGAACGCUCCCGACACCGAGCACACGCCCAUGGACACAACCAUCCCGAACUCCACUUCCAAAGACACAGAGCUUAACAGAGCGACCACAGACCCCGAAGACCCCGAAGACCCCGAAAUGGUCUACUUCGACAUCCAAGGGCACCGGCUCGGCGUCCGUCAUUCCCUCCUUAGCCGCAUCCCCUACUUCUCCACCCUUGCCGGCGGCAGGUGGCGCAUCGCGAUGACCGCGUCCGAGGAAAGUCCUCGCGGCAAAAGCAGCACGGCCGACCACGACUCUCCAAAGGCGCCCGCGUACGUCGUCACACUCCUUGACCCCGAGAUCCAAGCGGUCAUGACCCCACCCAUCCUCGAGACCAUCAAACGCGCGCUGACCGCCAAUCGAUUCUACUACCUGUUUGUGUUCCUCCCUCUGGACGUCCGCGUCGCUGAUCUGUUCAGGUGCCUCAGCUUCCUGGCCGUCGUCAGAGACUACUUCUCUAUCCGCAGCCGCGGCGCCGAUGGGGAGGAUACGUACCCAGGUCAGGACCGUAUCCUGGGCGUUGGCAUGGAUGUAGCCGCGCCGAUGGAAGGAAGGAAGAAGAAGGAUGCAGUGGAUCCGGUGAAGAAAGAGAGGGAGAGGCAGACGAUCAAGGCCAAUGCGGAUGCGGAUAGGGUGUGUGCGUGCGACGACGUGUGGGGGACGCUGGAUGACGACUUUGGGUUUGCGGAAGCGAACGCCCGAGCGGCGCGUGAGACGCCCGCCGCGACCAACACAACCCCAGCCCACGGCAUCGCCAACCCACCCUCGUCUACUUUCACCCUCGGCACGGCUCCCGACACGGGUGACGACGGCGGAUGGGGAAACGACCCAGAGCCCGCCACCCCCGCGGAUCCCACACCGAUCGUCAAGCUCUUCGCGUACCGCCUCGCGCCCCAACCGCUCACCGUCUCCCCCUCGCCCAAACCCCGCACGGGGAUCAUGAAAACCGACGCAGACGCCUUCCUCACCGAAGACGCCAAAGCGAUCAGCCACGCGAUCCGCCGCGGGCCGCCGCAGUACGCCAAGCAGGAGAAGCUCAAAGCCGAGUACAACCGCGCCAUGCACGAGCACCGCAACCGUGAACAGCAGCUUGCGCGGGGCUGGGACGGCGCGCACGGCCCCCCGCCCGGGUGGGCCGCGCUGCAGAAGACCGCGCCCAGGGCACCCCCGCCCGCGUUGAACUCCCACGACCUGCAUCGGCUGGCCCUCGACGCCGCCGUCGCGCUGUGCCACCACUUCCACCCGCACCGCGCCCUGCUCAAGUACCAAACCCCGAACCCCGGCGCCCCGUCCCGCCCCCGACACACCCACCAACACCUCUACAACCUCGUCAAGUUCGUCGCCGCCCACCCGCAAACCUUCUACACCCCCGUCCGCCGCCACGUCGUCCUGUGGUUCCUCGCCCACGCCGCCGGCUCCGCAAGGCAGGUCGCGGAUCUCCGCCGCGCGGACAUGUGCGCCGCAAAGCUCACGGACCCGGAGGAGCGGCUCGUGCUUCCCUGUGAUCGCGGCCGCCCGGACGUGAUGGAGGCGAUCGCGGAGGCGAGGGCGUUUGUGUGGCCCGCGAGCGGGUUUAGGAGGGGAAGGAAAGGGGGAAUGGUGAGGAUGGGCGAUGCGAUGGUGCUGACGGGAAAGCAGGCGAAGAAGGACGGUUGCAGGGAUGGGGACGCGGGCAAGAGGGUGCGCGGCGGGUAACAUGGACAUAUGUCCUCGCCCCGAAAACGAGAAGUGCGUCGUCGAACAACAACAUCGUCCCGACGAGUCUGCACGAUUUCAAUCAGCUGCCACAGGCGACAGGAGGAAUGGCAGAAACGGUACCAAAAAAACCCCCAACAGUGCAUAUCUGCACCGAGGCG
Fimicolochytrium jonesii is the source of this 2039-nucleotide messenger RNA. RefSeq lists its product as uncharacterized. The coding region runs from base 1 to 1878 and encodes 625 amino acids. Lineage: Eukaryota; Fungi; Chytridiomycota; Chytridiomycetes; Spizellomycetales; Powellomycetaceae. The transcript has 2 exons. The record is from RefSeq and is a predicted model, not a curated record.